Molecule: messenger RNA, 2740 nt
Organism: Trematosphaeria pertusa
Lineage: Eukaryota; Fungi; Ascomycota; Dothideomycetes; Pleosporales; Trematosphaeriaceae
Product: P-loop containing nucleoside triphosphate hydrolase protein
Exons: 1
Coding region: 364-2334 (656 amino acids)
Molecular function (GO): ATP hydrolysis activity; ATP binding
Source: RefSeq, a predicted model, not a curated record
AUGAGAUGGUUUUGAAUACAGCGUGUUACUUGUGCACUUUUGCGCAGCAGCUAUACCGGACUUUUCUUCGUAGGUGUACUCUGUGCGGCGAACGAGCGCAUCGCCACAUUGUUGCCUGGAUUUGUGGAGCGUAAGAUGGGGAGGAUAGCGCGCCUUAGGGUAACUCGACGGGGGUGUGGGAAUGCGAUUGUCGCAGGGAGAGUCAGAUGGAUGUUGAUGCCUAGGAGGAGAGUAAGGUAUAAAGACGGCACCAUUCGUAUUGGUAACCGGCCUUCCCAACCCAGCCCACCUUAUCCCAUUCUCUAUUUCUGGUUAAGCCAUCUACGCAACUGUGCUUGACUCACUCCAGCCUACCUACCCGCAAUGGCCGUCAAAGACAAAACCCCCAAAGCCAUUAACGGCAACAGCACCAACAGCGCCCAAUGCUACGCCCCCGAAGGCUCCCUCCCGACCAGCACGACGCUCUACCAGGGCCCCAAAGACAAGGACAAGAAGUGGACCUGGCUGGACCACGAACCCACCGACGUCGCUGACGCCGCCGAGAACGCGCAGACGGCGCAGCACGCGCUCAUCACGCGCGUGCAGAAAGCCAACGACUCCCGCAAGAAGUACGAGAUCCACUCGCUGAUCAUCCAGUCGCCGCGGCUGAAGCAGGUCCUGGACGAACACGUGCUCGACGGGUAUCCGGGGAUCUGCUGCUCGCUGAAGCGGUUGGAGUUCGAGGCGCCGUUCGAGCCGUUUGUGCAUCGGUGGGACAGGCUCGUUGCGUUUCGCGAGAGGGGCGAUGUUGAUGACGUUACGAGGGAGCAUGUGGACCUGCUGUACGACGUGCUGCGCGCCGAGCUCAGAGACGUUAUUAAGACGCUCGAGGACUAUGUGGAUAAGGGCGUCGUCACAUUCGAGCACGUGUGGACCAUCUUCCAGCCGGGCGAUGUCAUUUAUUCCGCGUCGCAUAACGGCGCGGCCUCAGCGCUCAAACUGAGGAACGGGAAGUAUGUCAAGACGCAGUGCGGGAUGGCGUACCAGCUCACUGCUGAGAUGAUCGACUGGAACGGCAACCAUUUCGGACGCUCGGUAGAACGGAUUAAUCUAUGGGAGUUCCUCGGCACGACGCGGAUUUUGGGGUUGGCUGCGUUCCCGAUGCGGGUCCAUCCGCAGCAGGAGAAGGCUGAAGAGAUGCUGGUGAAGAGAGGGAUGAAGUUUGAAGAGUUGGCUGGAUGCCAUUAUAAAGAGUACUCGGGCAUGGCGAUAACGUGGGAUAAGGAGGGUAAGGAGGCCCCAACGAACUGCACUGGGCGUAUCAUUGUAGACUCGGAUACUUUCCGGAGGUUUUCGCCGCGCUAUGUGGGAUAUAUCGAGCCGCUGGAGGCAAAGGAAGGCGCCCCGGCGCCUGAGUGCGCGGGCAAGCCGUUCAGCAUCGAGAGCGAAGACGAUGAUGAAAAGUACAUCUUUGGCAGGCAGGCAGGGACCAAGAGGCUGCGGCUCACUGAGCAGCACCAACUCAUCUGCAGCCCACGUGUCCGCGGCUACUCUCUCAAGAAGAAGCAGUGGCUGCUCUUCUACCUCGAUCUGAUCCGGGACAUCAAGUUCGACGAGAACGCCUUCAAAUCCCUGGUGCUUCCCGAAGACCAGAAAGAGCUCAUCCUCUCCUUCGCCGAAUCCCAAGCCUCGCACAGCACCGUCUUUGACGACGUAAUCUCCGGCAAAGGGCGGGGCCACAUCACCCUCCUAUCCGGGCCUCCCGGCGUGGGAAAGACGCUGACCGCGGAGUCAGUGGCCGAGCACAUGGGCGCUCCGCUUUACAUGAUGUCGGCUGGCGACCUCGGAAUCAACCCGGACCAGGUCGAAACGAAGUUGACGAACAUCCUAGAGAUGAUAGCGAAGUGGCGGGCGGUGCUGUUGAUCGACGAAUGCGAUGUCUUCCUCGAAGCGCGCAGCACUCACGAUCUCGAGCGCAACAAGCUUGUUUCCAUCUUCUUGCGUGUGCUGGAGUACUACGAGGGGAUCCUUUUCCUGACGACAAACCGCAUCGAUAACAUCGACGCGGCGUUCCAGUCACGGAUCCACGUCAGCAUGGCGUAUCCGGAGCUGACAAGCCAGGCGAGGAGGUGUAUUUGGGAGAACUUCUUGAAGGGGCUGGAUGUGCCGCAAGAGUGGAGCGAGAAGGAUUUGGAUGAGCUGGCGGUUGUUGAGUUGAACGGGAGGCAGAUUAAGAAUGUGUUGAAGAGUGCGGCGCUGUUGAGUGCGAGGAAGAAGGAGCCUUUGGGGAGGCGGUUUGUGGAUAUGGUGUUGGCGAUUGAGAGGAGGAGGCCGGGAGUCUCAGAGGCGUUCUAAGUAAGGGGGCUUUUGUUGAUCAGAUAGUAGAGCCAUACUCGCCAGUCGUUCCUCACUCAUGAUCAGGGGCAUUGACGUGCCUGAGGCACCCAACUUUUCCCAUGCGAGCGCAAUACGGAAUCGAUGUGCCUUCAUGCAAGUCGCUGGAAACUAAGAACCAAAUUCCAUUAUGGAGAAAAUGGAGCAUCGGGCAAAGCUGACCCAACUCCUAGUUCAGUAGGAAUUGCAGAGUCGAUAGCUUUAAACGCCUUCACGAGUGGCUCUUGUGAGGUUGGGGGAGAUCAAUAUCCAAGCCAGCAUUGGACAGCUCUUCCAACACUGAGACAUUUUCUGAUUGGACGAGUUCUUGGAUCCAGGAGUCGCGUUUGCCUGAGCCCAAGACGAUCUCAAUUAGAGGAGCGGGAAA